UGGACAGACGUAGCAGACGAAUGUGAGAGGUUCCUCGGCAAGAAGCAGUUCUGUGGAGUUCAGGUUUCACCUCCAAAUGAACACGUUGUGGUCACACACCCCAUGCGUCCGUGGUGGGAAAGGUAUCAACCGGUCAGUUAUAAACUUCACAGCCGGGGAGGAACCGAGGCUGAAUUCAAAGAUAUGGUCACUAGAUGUAAAAACGUAGGAGUCAGGAUUUACGUGGAUUCCGUGAUAAAUCAUAUGGCAGGACUAGGAAGGACAGGUCAAGGUUCGGGAGGCACCUCCUUCAACUCUGACAAUUACGAUUUCCCGGGGGUGCCGUAUAGAAGGGAGCAUUUCAAUUCUAGGAAUAAGUGCCCUUCUCACGAUGGUAAUAUUAAUAAUUACGGAGACCCUAACAAUGUCAGGAACUGUUUCCUUGUGGGACUCACGGACUUGGAUCAAAGUCAGGAAUAUGUCAGAAACAAAAUAGCGGAGUUUUAUAACCACUGUAUUGAUCUAGGGGUAGCGGGAUUCAGGAUAGACGCUGCAAAGCACAUGUGGCCAGGAGAUAUCAAAGCCAUUCAAGACAGAACGAAGGAUCUUCCAGAGGGAGGCAGGCCGUUUUUCUAUCAUGAGGUGAUUGAUCUAAACGAUGGAGCAAUUAAAGUAAGUGAAUACACUGGUCUUGGUUACGUGACAGAAUUUAGGUAUUGUCCAAAGAUUGCAGAGGGAAUACGUAAUUUUGGAAUGCUUCACACAGUUUAUGAUCCGGGUUGGGGAAUGACUGACAGUUCUCAUGCCUUUGUUUUCGUUGAUAACUAUGACAACCAAAGAAGAGGGGACCGGAAUAUCAUCACUCAUAAAUCACCACGUGAUUACAAAAUGGCGGUUGCUUUCACCCUGGCAUACAACUAUGGUUUUACCCGUGUCAUGAGCAGUUAUUAUUUCCAAAGCUCGGAUGAGGGACCUCCCCAUAACUCUGACUACUCUGCAAAAGACGUUACCAUUAACGCUGACGGUUCCUGUGGUAAUGGAUGGGUAUGUGAACACAGAUGGAAUCCAAUAGCCAACAUGGCGGUCUUCAGGAACGCAGUAGCAGGAACUGAGAUAAAGAACUGGAGGAAUCAAAAUGAUGAAAUUUCUUUUGCUCGAGGACAGAAAGGUUUCUUUGCUAUGGCCAAACAAGGUCACAUGGACACAAUCCUCCAAACUGGUUUACCUACAGGGGAAUAUUGCGACCUGGUCUCAGACUGCAAGAAGAAGAUCACGGUAGAUGGAAGUGGUACUGCCCACGUCAUCAUUGACAAUAGCGCUGAGCCAAUGGUAGCAUUUAUUGUUGAUGGACCAACAGCCCCCGGGGAUAACUUUUUAACUCUUUAUCCUUUGGCAACAACUUUGCCUCCUGUAUCUAUAACACUGCAUAUUGUGUUUUCUACCAGAGGAUCAAUAGUUUCCCCUACUACAGGAUCAAUAGGCUUAUCUACCACAUCUAGCCCAAGAUCAACUUUUACACCAGGAAACGGCACGUGGUCAAGAACUGUGAUUCUGUUUGAGAAAAUGACGAGAAACGGGGAGGAUCUUUUUAUUGAUGGCGGAAUUAGUCAUGACCAUAGGCAGGGGUGUACUACUACUGCCGCGACAAGUGUGUGUGCAAUUCCAAUCAAGUACAAUGAGGAACCCUCCUUUUACAAGUCUUUUAAUGCCUGGAAGCAGGGCGACAAUUACCUGGACUGGUAUGGGCCGGAGGUUGGACAGGGAACUUAUCUGGGCAGACGGCCCACUGGAUCACCAACCGUGUGGACAACGAAUGACCGAAACAGCCAAUACUACAGUCCCCUCAACACAUAUGGUCCUCACUACUGGCUGUUGGAUGUAAUGAUGGAUUGUUCUAGUUCAGAGAAUGGUUGGUUUGAGUUUAAAUAUAAAAUAUACGGUCACUGGGAAGGAGCAGUACACAACCAACAUUGUGGAGACCCUUCCUAUCUCUCUGACAACCACAUGGCUAAAUGUGGCGCCAAAAAUGUCUUUCACCAGAAUGGGCAAUGUGAAAUAAGACUAAUUGACUAUCAACCACCAAAUCAAACGUCCAUUCAGGUACCAAUAUCAACAACUAGAGAACAAAGAACAACAAAUCAGGGGGAGAUAACAACUAGUAGUAAUCAGAUGACGACUUCUGCAGCAACUGCGAAACAAGCAUCUUGUGAUAACUGCGAAAAUUUACUGACGUCACAAUGCGCCAAUAAUUUUCAGCCCUGCAGUGGAGUGUGUAUGCUUCAAAGUCAAGCAAACAUAAUUCAAUCAAAAUGUAUCAGGGAAUCGGAAUGUAAAUACAAACAAACCCUGGGACUGUUGUUUCCUGGAAGGAGCACGAUUUGUUGCAAUACAGACGAUUGUUUUCAAAAGGAAUUGUUCCACAUACUACAAGGUUAUAUUGCAACAAAUACGAGAUCUACUAAAGUUCUGGUUACCAUCAAGAACUGAUGUCAUUGUGUCCCACCAAAAAUUACACGAUUUAAAACUCAUUACAUUUAAAACAAAUCG
This is a messenger RNA of Saccostrea cuccullata (small rock oyster), 2526 nucleotides long. RefSeq names its product alpha-amylase-like. The annotation marks the transcript as partial. The record is from RefSeq and is a predicted model, not a curated record. Gene Ontology annotation, molecular function: cation binding; alpha-amylase activity. The transcript has 10 exons. NCBI's taxonomy places the organism in Eukaryota, Metazoa, Mollusca, Bivalvia, Ostreida, Ostreidae. Gene Ontology annotation, biological process: carbohydrate metabolic process.